AUGGACUUCUCUGCGCUGAACGACGCCUUGGCCUCCAAAUCUUACGACCAGAUCGCCGACAUAUGCGACACUCUCAUGCUCCAGGUCUCCUCUCAGGGGGUUAUUUUUCAAGAUGAAUGGCCUUACGCCAUCCACCUUCUCGGCCAUAUCUACAUCAAUGACAUCAAUAGCGCGAGGUUUUUAUGGAAGAGGAUACCAUUGGCAGUGAAAGAGAGCCAGCCUGAGGUGGUAGCAGCUUGGAAAAUUGGGCAGAAGUUGUGGGCAAGGGAUUAUGCUGGUGUUUAUGAAGCAAUUCGCGAGUUCAACUGGAGUCCAGAGGCUCAGGGCAUUGUUGCCUCUUUUUCAGAAUUUUACACAAAAAAGAUGUUUGAGCUGCUGGUUUCUGCUUAUUCUACCAUAAGCACACAAGAUACCGCUCUUUUCCUUGGACUGAAUGCUGAUGAUGCUGCAAACUAUGCACUACAACGUGGUUGGACCUUGGAUCUCUCCUCUCAAAUGCUAACCGUGAAGAAGCAGGUUGUUGCAACAGAGCAGAAACUGGAUUCCAGUAAAUUACAGCGCUUGACAGAAUAUGUUUUCAACCUUGAGCAUUAA
Molecule: messenger RNA, 594 nt
Organism: Fraxinus pennsylvanica
Lineage: Eukaryota; Viridiplantae; Streptophyta; Magnoliopsida; Lamiales; Oleaceae
Source: the annotation of a GenBank genome assembly